CCAACCAUACGCCUACACUCCAACAUACUCCUCAUCUCUACCUAGGUACACCAAUCUUUUCCUCUUUCAGAUCUGCGCUUUUUCAUUUAUUUGUUUCUGUGUUUACAAUAUACAUCGAAUAUCCAGUAUUACCCAAACCCAGAUCCUCUUUCGUCCCAUACCCCACACUCCAUACUCGACCCUUCCCUUGCCUACAUUAAACACAUACACUUCUCUUCUGUUCACGCCACCAUAACAAAGCUAGCCACCUACUUCUAUUUCUAGCUAGCUACAUCUGUUUUUUGUACCAUACCACAACAUUUUAAACGUAAUAGUUCUUUCAACAUGAAGUUUGGACAGCAUCUGGCCGAGUCAAUUCAACCCGAAUGGUCAUUCAACUAUGUCUCGUACGAUGAACUCAAAAACGUACUCAAGUCACGAACUGCCGCCCAGAUAUGGACGGAGACUGAUGAAGGUUACUUUGUAGAGCUACUUGAGCGUGAGCUCGAGAAGGUCUACAGCUUCCAAAAUGUUAAAAUUGGUGAAGUACACCGUAAGCUUUCCUAUUAUAGCACUCAAGCGCAAGAUUUCAAAAAAAAUGGGGCCCAGGAAGAGACCUGGAGAGCACUUGAAAUCGAACUCUACCGCCUUGUGGCUGAAAUUGAUGUUCUAGCCAAGUAUACCCGCCUUAACUACACAGGUUUGCUCAAAAUUGUCAAGAAGCAUGAUGUAGGUGAACAUGAUUCUAUCUUAGUAACGGCAUAUAGAUUCAAAUGGCAAACAGCAAGAUGUUGGUUUAUUAUUAUCGACAAUGUUGGCCAUGGCUUUCCUUUGAACUUGGUCUUCAUAGGCCCAGUUUUUUUUGUUGUUGUUGUUGUUGUUGUUUUAUCUAUGGACACAUUUUUGCCAUGAUGACAACUUACCACACG
Lobosporangium transversale is the source of this 908-nucleotide messenger RNA. RefSeq lists its product as hypothetical. The transcript is spliced from 2 exons. Lineage: Eukaryota; Fungi; Mortierellomycota; Mortierellomycetes; Mortierellales; Mortierellaceae. Gene Ontology annotation, cellular component: fungal-type vacuole membrane; vacuolar transporter chaperone complex. Bases 325 to 891 code for a protein of 188 amino acids. The record is from RefSeq and is a predicted model, not a curated record.